GGGGUCACAACAGUCGCCUUGUGACCGGCUCUGCGAACACAUCAUCGCGCUCUGCUACACCACGACGUCCGUUUCACCGAGGUCUCCUGGUUCAGCCACUCCUGCUAGACUGUUGGUGACGCCGGGGUGUCCACCAUGGUGGUGAUGCUGAAGCAGUGCUGUUGCGGGUGCACGCUCAAGACAGGUACCCUGAUCAUCGCCGUCGUGUUUGCGAUCCAGGCAGGCCUGCAAGUCGUCAUGUACUCAGUGGUCGCCGUGGAGCUGUCGGAGCACUACGACGAUCUGCGCGGCGAGUUAGCGUUCCAGGAGCAGGAGCUGACUGGGACCUCGAUGCCCUAUGCGGACGAGGACGAAGGGCCACUAGGCAGCAACGAUACGAGCCACCACCACAACAGCUACGAGCACCCUGUGCCCCUCACCUUGCGGAUCAAAAUCACCAACAUCUGGAGGUGGUGCGUGAUACUACUGAGCAUCACGGAGACGAUCAACUUCAUCGUCAACAUACUGCUCAUGUUCGCAGCCAAUAAGGACUCCGCGCGCCACGUGCUCAUCUGGCUGUUUGGCUUCUUCGGCACCACGUGUAGCCGCACGCUGCUGCAGAUCGUCAUAGUCGGCGCCUUCUUCUACGUCGACUUCGUCAUUACAGGCUUCAUCCUGCUCUCCGUAGCGGUCGUCCUAUCAGUGGGCGCAGCCUACAGCUUGCUGGUGGUGCUCAGCUACUACCGCCAGCUGGUGGGAACUGGAAUCGCCAGGAGGAUCUCCCAACAGGAGGACUGAGCAUCACCCCGUAUCCUCCUCCUGAGGACUGCGAGCACAGCUGGACGGCGAUCCAGCAGGGUCCAUUCUCCAGCACUGUCCCCUUGCCAUGUCUCUCGUGCAAACACAGACAUUUAUCACUAACAAACUUUGUAUAUAUUUUUUAAUAAACAUUAUGUGACAACUCUGUCA
Molecule: messenger RNA, 948 nt
Organism: Schistocerca cancellata (South American locust)
Lineage: Eukaryota; Metazoa; Arthropoda; Insecta; Orthoptera; Acrididae
Exons: 6
Coding region: 136-777 (213 amino acids)
Source: RefSeq, a predicted model, not a curated record